UGAAUCUGAGACCCAUAAGAAGAGAACGAGGGAAAGGAAGGUCUUGAAGCCACCUGAGAGGCCUUAUCAUCCAAUUCUCCCCUCCAGCCAGCCUCCUAAAGAAGAAACAAGCCGACCAACCAACCAUGGGAUCCCCACUUCUCUCUUCUAUUGCAAGAAGGCUGGACGGUAAGGUGGCACUCAUCACUGGUGGGGCCAGCGGGAUCGGCAAGAGCACCGCCGAAUUAUUCUGCAGGCACGGCGCCAAAGUGAUGAUCGCGGACGUCAAAGAUGAUCUGGCCCACUCCGUCUGCCAAGACAUAGGCCCCACAUCUGCAUCCUUCAUCCACUGCGACGUCAGCAACGAAUCCGACGUCCAAAAAGCCGUGGACACUACGGUCUCCAAGUACGGCGCUCUCCACAUUAUGUUCAACAACGCAGGCAUCGUGGGAUCACUCAAACCCAACAUCGCCCACGACGACGUGUCGGAGUUCGAGAAGGUUCUCAGAGUCAACGUCACAGGAGUCUUUUUAGGCACAAAACACGCUGCACGUGUCAUGAUCCCCGAACGCUCUGGCAGCAUUAUCAACACUGCUAGUAUCUGCUCCGUCGUGGGCGCUGCCGCGCCGCACUCGUACACGGUGGCGAAACAUGCGGUACUGGGGCUCACCAAGAACACGGCGGUGGAUCUGGGGCGGUACGGAAUUAGGGUAAACUCUGUAUCUCCCUACUUGAUCUUAACGCCUCUGGCGAAGGAGUUCAUGAAGGCAAAUGAAUUGCCGGUGUUGACGUAUUCUAACCUGAAAGGAGUAGAGCUGAAGGCGGAAGACGUGGCUGAGGCAACUCUCUAUCUGGGGAGUGAGGAGUCUAAGUACGUGAGUGGGCAUAACCUCGUCGUAGAUGGUGGCUUCUCUAUCACUAAUUCUGCUGUCUCCAUUUACGACCAACUAAAUGAUCAACUCAACUAGUGGUGAUCAGUUUUGGGUAUCUGAGUACUUGAUAUCGGAACUUCCCAAUAAGUAAUACGAAGAAACUCACCUCCCAUAUGUUAUGAAUUUUUAUGGAAUAGAUUUUUCUUUCAAAAA
This is a messenger RNA of Macadamia integrifolia, 1064 nucleotides long. RefSeq names its product secoisolariciresinol dehydrogenase-like. The transcript is spliced from 2 exons. Lineage: Eukaryota; Viridiplantae; Streptophyta; Magnoliopsida; Proteales; Proteaceae. The record is from RefSeq and is a predicted model, not a curated record. The coding region runs from base 126 to 947 and encodes 273 amino acids.